Messenger RNA from Salvelinus fontinalis (brook trout), 6211 nucleotides. RefSeq names its product cAMP-specific 3',5'-cyclic phosphodiesterase 4D-like. Gene Ontology annotation, cellular component: perinuclear region of cytoplasm; nucleus; cytosol. The record is from RefSeq and is a predicted model, not a curated record. The coding region runs from base 981 to 3203 and encodes 740 amino acids. The transcript is spliced from 15 exons. Gene Ontology annotation, molecular function: 3',5'-cyclic-AMP phosphodiesterase activity. NCBI's taxonomy places the organism in Eukaryota, Metazoa, Chordata, Actinopteri, Salmoniformes, Salmonidae. Gene Ontology annotation, biological process: signal transduction.
AGUGUUGUUGUCUGUUAUUCCAAGGCGGAAUAAGUGUUGUUGUUUCUUGUUCCAGGCCAGAGUUUAGUCCCAGCAGUUUCAGAAGAGAGGAGAGUCUGAUAUAGACGGUUGAGGGGCCACACACUCCUGGGAGCAUUUUUGGGAUUAUUUUCUCUCUGUCUCUCUUGAUUUUUAUUAAGUUCUUCAAGCUUUUAUUUGAACAAAGAAAGAAGCAGCUCUUGGGCUCUAGAUCAGCGCAGUAUUUGUUUUAAGGCGACUUUUGGACCCUAUUUGGAGGACUCUCGCACCCUCCCCCUGUCAGUCCUCUGGCUAUUGGGAAGAUUGAGUUUGCUGUUAACCUAUUUAGGAAUGCGAGGAGUAAAAGUGAAAAGUUUAUCUCGGCUUCUUGCUGGUGAGCAGAACGGAAAACAAGCAGGGAAUUAGCUCCAGACCUGCGCUGACAGCUGAUAUGAGACACAAUUUAAAUUGAUUUGAUUUGGCACGUUGGUAAACUCAUAUGCUUUCUGAGAUGGGCUCCUAACAGGCAUCAUUCUGCCUUUUUAGGUGUGUUUACACAGAGUUAGGUGAACUUUAUCAGUAAAAAAAAAAAAGAGGACAUAUCCCCACUGCAGGGACCAGAACCUGAAGAACUUUGGUGGCUCAGUUGAGCUUUCUGCUUUUCAAUGAAGGCACUACUUUAUCAUAACAUGUUCUUCUUCUCAGGAAUUGCAUGGAAAACCUGUUAUUGACCGUGCAGAACUUGAAUUAAUCCCUCUUGUGUCUCUGCUAGAUGCAGUACAUUUUUGUGGACCGAUUGUUCUCACAAAGGUGUACCAUGUUUAGUUUGUAACUGAACAGUACCAAUAGACAUUGGACAUUCACAUUCAACCCAGAAAGGCCACAUAAAUGUUGCAGUCCGUUCUGUUCAUCCCCUGUCAUCUGAAGGCUGUUGCGUCUCUGAAUUCCACCGGUACCUUUGGCUCUUUGAAGUAGCCGGCCCAAUGAUGAACAAAGACUCUCGCUUCCCCAGGAAAGCUGUGCAUAGCAACCCCUCCUCUCGAAGGCACUCAUGCAUUGGUUUUGAUGUUGAGAAUGGAUUGUCGGUGGGGCGUAGCCCUCUGGACCCCCAGGCCAGUCCCGGCUCCGGCCUGGUGCUCCAGGCCAACUACGCUCACAGCCAGCGCCGGGAAUCUUUCCUCUACCGCUCCGACUCUGACUUUGACCUCUCACCAAAGGCCCCCUCGAGGAACUCCUCCACUGCCAGUGAGCUGGAAGAAAGCUUGAAGCACUGGGAAGUCAACUGGUUGUCUCGACAUGGAGAAGACAUGAUUGUGACACCAUUUGCACAGGUACUUGCCAGUUUGAGGACGGUAAGAAGUAACUUCGCCGUUUUGACCCAUCAGCAAGAUCGUCAACCCAGCAAGAGAACUGGCAGUAACCCACCAUCCAUGUGCAAGACAACCUUAGCAGGUGUGACAGAGGAGCCGUUCCAGCAGCUGGCCGUGGAGACUCUGGACGAGCUGGACUGGUGUCUGGAGCAGCUGGAGACUCUGAAGACACGCCACUCUGUCAGCGAGAUGGCCUCCAACAAGUUCAAGAGGAUGCUGAACAGGGAGCUUACUCAGCUAUCAGAGACCAGCAGAUCAGGGAACCAGGUGUCAGAGUUCAUCUCCAGCACCUUCCUAGAAAAGCAACACGACAUGGAGAUCAUGUCUCCGCCCACCAAGGAGAAGAAGGAGAAGACGGACAAGAAGAAGCGCCCCAUGUCCCAGAUCGUGGGGGUAAAGAAGCCUAUCCUGAUCCCCAGUGUGGCCCCCUCCAGCAUUCCCCGCUUCGGGGUCCCUUCCAGUCAGGAGAGCCUCCUUGCCAAGGAGUUAGAAGAGAUCAACCAAUGGGGUGUGGAUAUUUUCAAAAUAUCUGAAUAUUCUGCGAAUCGUCCACUGACGGUGGCGAUGUAUUCCAUUUUCCAGGAGCGAGAGCUGCGGAAGUCCUUCAAGAUCCCUGCAGACACCUUCAUCACCUUCAUGAUGACCCUGGAGGACCACUACCACCACGACGUGGCCUACCACAACAACAUCCAUGCUGCAGACGUGGUCCAGUCCACCCACGUUCUUCUCUCCACCCCCGCCCUGGAGGCUGUGUUCACUGACUUGGAGAUCUUGGCUGCUCUGUUUGCCAGUGCUAUACAUGAUGUGGACCAUCCGGGGGUGUCCAACCAGUUCCUCAUCAACACCAACUCAGAGCUGGCCCUGAUGUAUAAUGACGUGUCAGUCCUGGAGAACCACCACCUGGCUGUGGGCUUCAAGCUGCUGCAGGAGAACAACUGUGACAUCUUCCAGAACCUCAGCAAGAAACAGAGACAGUCCCUACGCAAGAUGGUCAUAGACAUGGUGUUAGCCACAGACAUGUCCAAACACAUGAACCUGCUGGCGGACCUGAAGACCAUGGUGGAGACCAAGAAAGUGACCAGCUCUGGAGUGCUGCUGCUGGACAACUAUGGAGAUCGCAUCCAGGUCCUCCAGAACAUGGUUCACUGUGCUGACCUCAGUAACCCCACCAAACCCCUGGAGCUGUACCGCCAGUGGACCGACCGCAUCAUGGUGGAGUUCUUCACCCAGGGGGACAGGGAGAGGGACAAGGGCAUGGAGAUCAGCCCCAUGUGUGACAAACACAACGCCUCCAUCGAGAAGAACCAGGUAGGCUUCAUAGACUACAUUGUUCAUCCUCUAUGGGAGACGUGGGCCGACCUGGUCCAUCCCGACGCCCAGGAGAUCCUAGACACGCUAGAGGACAACCGUGAGUGGUACCAGAGCAUGAUCCCCCACAGCCCAUCGCCUACCCCCGAGGCCCAGGACAAGGUGGGCCUGCCUGGGGGAGCCAUGGGGGCCGGAGUGGGUGGAUCUUCCAUCGGAGACAAAUUCCAGUUUGAGCUGACCCUAGAGGAGGAAGGCGAGUCCGAUACAGAGAGCCCCCCAGAAGAGGAGGAGGGGUACAGUAGCACUGGGGCAGAGCCUUCUAGAACUGACCCGGACAGCAGACUCCAUUCCGUGUCUGCCACUGCUCACCCACACUAUCAGGGGCUUUCCAAAAUGGCCACCUCUGUCCUCAAUCUCGGUGGCACGACUUUGUCCACCGACUCUGACCCAGAAAAGGAGGCAGCCGAAGACAAAGAACAUGACCAAGAAGGUAAUGCCGGUGUGAGGCGCUUCAGGCUAGGUACAUAACACCAGUGCAAUGUUCUUUUUUGUUCGUUUUUUGUUGUUGAUUGUCUGUGCCUCCCCUGAACCCUUUACCCCACAUCUUUGGCUUCUUUGGACUGAAUGGCAGGACAAAGCUGAGGUAGAGAACGUAAAGGGGGUGCGUUCAGGAAGUCUGCACUUACACAGCAGUCACCUUGCACUGGAGAGACGAGAGACCCACAGUUCCUAUUUGUUAGGUUGCAGAGAACAGGAAACCCGUGCUUUUGAGCUGGUCUUUUGUGUUUUACCGAUAUGUUUCGGAGUUGAACAUGCGUCACCGUGUUUGGCUUACGUUUUUCAGAGACGCUGAGAUAACCAACCAUCCUGUUUUGACAGCCAGGUCUACGACGAAGGAGCGAGGAAUUUUGCGGGGACACGUCUUCCUUUAUACUACUUAUGACCGCUUGAAACAAUUGACGGCGCUUUGAACUUAGUAACAACAAACACCAUCAAAUAUUUUGAGACUUUAUGCCAAACAGCGCAAUAAACAGGAAUUUGGCCAAUGGCAAUGUUUGCCUGCCUUUACAACUGUUGAUGAUUUGAUAUUUUAUUCAAGUCCUUUGCAGACCUUACCAGAUAUGUACCACAAAGGACAAAGUACAGAGCAGGCCUUCAGAAUGGUUUGAGGAAGAGAUUGUUUAAAAUGCAGCAACAAUACUUUUUGGGUACCACUGUUGCAACUGCUACUAGGUGCCUCGCAAGGGGUAUUGUGCUAAGAUUGACUGAAGCAGCAGCAGCAUUACAAACUCUUAACAACUGGUUUAGGGUCAGUUCUUCCUCACACAGUCCUAACCUGAACUGUUACGUGUACACCUACAAAACCAACCCUGAGCCAGUCGUUAUAGGGGCAUAAAAGUAAGACAAAGCUAUGCUGUUUGCACCUGGCGCCUCCCAGUGUUGAAAUUCGGAAUUGAAGUCAGCCCGUGUAAUACAAUUCAAGGCAUUGAAAAUGCCCAUACCUACUGUAAAUUGACUAUAGUUAGGUUAAUUGGAUUGGGUUUAGCUAUGGUUUUAUUGUACCCAAAACAAGGACUUCAGUUAAGAAUUAACCCUUUUCUGUAUGAUUUUAUUUAUUGGAAGUCACUCAAAGUGUAUACAUACUGCUUUAUGCUGUAAAUGUGUGUUUAUCACUAACCUUAUUACGGCACUCAUUUUCAUCAGUCUGCCUCCACUUUUAGCACUUUACAAUUUAACUCACAGCCAAUAUCCUGCUUGAAAGGGCUUGUGCCAAUCCAUGAACACAUUGGAGGAAGGUGUAACCAGCACUUACAUAGCCUGGCACAUUAGGAGAACUGGUUGUUUUUUAGGGGAACCUGGACUAAGAUAAGAACUGUUUGACAGUAGGUCUGUGGACAAUGUCCUUUCAAGUCCAUUAUUGUUGUUACAAUACAGUAGGUCUCACGUUUUCCACAGGUAACAUCACCACUGGUCACAUUUUCAACCAGUUGAAUUACUAAAUAAGAUACAUUGGUAGCAUGUACUAUGUCAUCUGGGUUUGUGAAGAAAAUGUGUAAGUUGUAAUAUUUGCCAAACUAUUUCAGAGAUGUGUGAAAGAUGUGCCACUCAAGCGCAAUUCUGUCAUGGGCCAGUUCUCUGUGCCAGAAUGUUUUCCCCCCUUUCCCUUUGUCAUUGGUCAAUAUUCUGCUCUUCACAGGGACAAAGCCAAUGACAGUACAAGUGCCAAGCAAGCAUGACACAAUUUGUACUGUAAUUUCCAUUUUGCCCCUAGCUAAUUUCCAUCAAUGACUGACUGACAGCAUUGUUGAUCAUGUCGCCCUCCCUGUGUACUCGUUCUGUCCAGUAGGUUUUCGGUUUCAGAACAAUAAUCCCCUGAUAACUGUACUUGUCUUAAAGAAGUGGUAUGUUUGAAUGGUUGGACGUUUUGUUGAAUUGAAUUUGUAAAGAAACCAAAGCACUCUGUAUGGUACUUUCACAAGUCUCUGCACGUCCAGCACAGUUGAGUGUAAUGUAACUUGACGAAUCCACGUUAGUUUUCUGUCUGUAUUCUGGUAUUAUACGGCCUGAUUAUUACAAUUGAUUCACAGCACAGGCUGGACCACUGCAGCUGAAAUAGGGGACUUGUUAGCUUAUGGAAUUGAACCUUUUUGUAACUAACCACAAUAUAUUUUGAUAAAGAUACACGAUUUUUUUUUGCUGCAAGAUUCAUAAGGAGAGUUUUCAAGUAACUAAGAUAAACUCAUCUGUGGACGAAACACAAACAUUGAACCGCCAUCGUGGAGUAAAUUUAUGUUGUGUUUUUACGAAAGAUCUAGAAAUGAGACUUUCUGGAGCCUUAUAUUUGCAUAUGUUUUCUUGCAGCAUAGAUUUGAUAUAAGGUGGAGAGAAACCAGUGUCAUGCAUAACGUAGCUAAGGAGCACAUACAGUCAAGAACUCAAGCAAGCCUUUCUGCCUUCCUCAGCUGCCAUGCAACAUUUUUUCACCAGCCCUUGCAAUGACUGUCUAACAUUUAUUGUUUUGUAUAUUUCAUUUAUUGUUUUGUAUACUUUCCUCACAAUGCUUUGUGUACAGUUUAUUUAUUAUUUCUAUAUAUAUGUCCGAAAUGAAGAACUAUAGACUUUGUCGGAGGCGGAGUAUUUAUUUGUAGCUACCUUCCGAGCUUUGGGAGAAGAAGAAAAAUGGGACAGAUUUCAACUACAGUACUCAACCAAAUGUUUUAGUUUCCCUAUGUCUGCCAUUAAAGAAAGGAAAAAUACUCAAACUUUCAGGAUUUUCUGGAUAACAUCAGUAGAGUAGGAGAUCCCAGUUUCAGACACUCUGUUCCUAUGUUUCUCUCCUGACCAGGUCCCGGUUUCCCAAAAGCAUCUCAAGGCUACAUUGAACUUAGCCUUAUGAUGCUUUUGGGAAACUUGGCCCAGAACACCUGCCUACAGUCUCGACAAUCCAAACACAACUGUUUACUACGGGUUUCUAAGCGCUUACUGUUACUGUACGCCUGUCCACCUUUUCAAUAAAGGAGUCUUCAUGCCUUUGA